UAAGUAAAAAUAAAACGUUAUAGUUAAGCUUGUAAAGAAGUUAGCAAAAUGUAAUUUUGAAUUGCAGAAAAUAGCUCUGUUGCUAAUAAACUCGAAGUUCGAAUGUAUGUCAUAUGGUGGUGUUUUGAAAUGUUCAGUGGUCGUUUUAGGAUUUUCCCCACGCUUCACCUCACUGCAGUUGUUAUUAACUAGAUAGGUAGAUUGGCUAUCUAAGUAGCUAGCAGUUAGUCAUUGUUGUAUUCAAUCAAAUAGUUAGUUAGUUUAGUAGUGCUGUAUAUCUCAAGGAGUAAAAUCCCGACACGCCCACGGAUAUCGGAUAAUUGAUAAUUGCGUUGUUGUCCUUGUUUGUUACAGAUACAAUGAGUGCCAAAUUCGGCCUGAUGAACUACAACAACGCCCGGAAGCACCUGUCUAUCUCCAUCCCGUCUUCCAGCGAGGUCAUGAUGUCUCCGCACAUUAAGUCUGUGGAGGAGCUGAGAGUGCUAGGUAUCAACCUGAGCAGCUUCAACACAGCUACCCAGUUCUGCAUCUGCACGGCGGGUGUCUUCCUCUUUUACCUCAUCUAUGGCUACCUACAAGAGCUCAUAUUUUCCGUGGAGGGUUUCAAGCCCUUCGGAUGGUACCUCACCCUGGUACAGUUUGGGUUCUACUCCCUGUUUGGACUGGUGGAAUUGCAGCUCACACAGGACAAACGGAGAAGAAUACCAGGGAAGACGUACAUGAUCAUAGCAUUUCUAACGGUGGGGACCAUGGGCCUAUCAAACACCUCACUGGGUUACUUGAAUUAUCCUACACAGGUCAUCUUCAAGUGCUGCAAACUUAUUCCUGUCAUGAUAGGAGGCGUAUUCAUUCAAGGGAAACGCUACAAUCUGGCUGAUGUAUCUGCUGCUCUCUGUAUGAGCCUGGGACUCAUCUGGUUCACCCUAGCUGACAGUAAAGUCGCCCCCAACUUCAAUGCAACCGGGGUCCUCCUCAUCUCUUUGGCUCUGUGCGCUGAUGCUGCCAUUGGGAACGUGCAGGAGAAAGCCAUGAAGCUCCAUAACGGCUCUAACUCUGAAAUGGUUUUGUAUUCCUAUUCCAUCGGUUUUGGGUACAUAUUGACAGGCCUGUUGGGUGCAGGUGGAUUGGGACCAGCAGUGGCCUUUUGCUCUCAGCAUCCUGUGACAACAUACGGUUAUGCAUUCUUCUUCUCUCUCACGGGGUACUUUGGCAUUUCAUUUGUGCUGGCCUUGAUCAAACUCUUUGGAGCCCUGGUAGCAGUCACAGUAACGACUGGACGUAAGGCGAUGACGAUUGUACUAUCCUUUAUGUUUUUCUCCAAGCCUUUUACUUUUCAGUACCUAUGGGGUGGACUUUUAGUGCUGCUCGGCAUCUUCCUGAAUGUUUACAGCAAAAACAAAGACAAAAUGAAGCUGCCAUCUUUGGCGGACCUCAGGAAUAUGUUUCUGACCGGGAAGAAGGUCAGGCUGCUGUCACAGAACGUGUAGUAAAAGGGACCUGUGCUGGGCAGGAUAAACAAACAUUUUUCUAACGUUCCUAUCCAACAUGGACCUAAUAACAGUGGGCUCCUAAGACAUUCCUUGGCCACAGAGCUCCACAGAAACAUUCCCAGGAGGAGAAAGUGGACACGGAGCACCUGUGAGUCUCUGAAAGGGAAGCUGACUCCUUGGCUAACCCAAAUAGCACAGUUCUGCACUGUAAGUGACUCUAUGACUUUAGCCUGAGCAAGACGAAGGGGGACGUAAGGUUGAAAGAGAAUAUAUUGACAUUUAUUGAACUGAUCAUGUCCGAAAUUGAAUGCACCAAAAAUAUAUAUAUCUUAAAUGGCAUAUUUUCACCUGCAUGUGCCAGAAGACAAAAACUAAUGUUUUACUCAAUCACUGUCUGAGAAAUGUGUCUUCUCAUGGUUUCUUUGUAAUUUAUAUCCGAUUGUACAAAAGACCGCUCAACAGCACAGUGACAUCUUGAAGUGUGGGGCGGGCUAUGCUCGGAAGUAUAUCAACGUGUCAACUGCCAUAUUUGCGAACCGUUUGUUUUGUUGAAAUUGUAGCUCUUUUUACAUUAAACAAACUGGGAAGUUUACCCAAAAGCUUUU
Messenger RNA from Oncorhynchus gorbuscha (pink salmon), 2095 nucleotides. It is a transcript of the gene slc35b3, whose product is annotated as solute carrier family 35 member B3. Gene Ontology annotation, molecular function: 3'-phosphoadenosine 5'-phosphosulfate transmembrane transporter activity. Lineage: Eukaryota; Metazoa; Chordata; Actinopteri; Salmoniformes; Salmonidae. The transcript has 10 exons. The record is from RefSeq and is a predicted model, not a curated record. Gene Ontology annotation, cellular component: Golgi membrane; endoplasmic reticulum membrane. Bases 360 to 1487 code for a protein of 375 amino acids. Gene Ontology annotation, biological process: transmembrane transport.